AUGGAAUGGGUCCGACAGAGACCCGGGCAGGGGCUGGAAUACGUUGCAAGUAUCAGCAACGGUGGCACCACCAGAUACGCGUCGUCAGUCAAGGGCCGGUUCAGGAUCUCGAGGGACAACGGGCAGAGCUCGGUGACGCUGGCCAUGAGCAGCCUCAGGGACGAGGAUUCCGCCAUUUAUUUCUGUGCCAAAACUGCUUCCAGUUGUUGUGGCAUUGCUGGUGCUAAUUAUGUUGAAGGGCUCCGGGCGGCCGUGACCCUGCUGGAGUCCGGGGGGGACCUCCAGCCCCCCGGCGGGUCCCUGACGUUGCUCUGCCGCGGAUCCGGGUUCAGUUUCGGGAGUUACGGGAUGAUGUGGGUCCGCCAGAGACCCGGGCAGGGUCUGGAAUACAUCGCAGGGAUCAGCAGUGGUGGUGGUAGCACCUACUACGCGCCGUCAGUGCAGGGCCGGUUCAGGAUCUCGAGGGACAACGGGCAGAGCUCGGUGACGCUGGCCAUGAGCAGCCUCAGGGACGAGGAUUCCGCCGUUUAUUUCUGUGCCAAACGUGCUGGUUCUGGUUGUUGUAAUGCUGCUGGUUAUAUUAGAGGUGGCACUGCUGGUCCCACCCCACCUUCUGGUCCCCCAUCCCCAAACCCCAUCCGUUCCCCCGUUCCUGCCCCCGUGCCCCAGCCCUGCCCGGCCUCUGCCCCAAAUUCGCAGCUCCUGGCCCCAAACCUCAGCCCCGGACCCACUCGGGGCCGUUUUGGCUCCUGA
Lonchura striata (white-rumped munia) is the source of this 753-nucleotide messenger RNA. The record is from RefSeq and is a predicted model, not a curated record. Lineage: Eukaryota; Metazoa; Chordata; Aves; Passeriformes; Estrildidae.